AUGGAGGAAAAGAAAAGGAAGUCGAAGGGUAGAAAAUUGUUGAACUCACUGAGCUCAACAAGUAAGGGGAAUAGUAGUGGUGUCAAACGAAUGUCAACAUUGGAAGACACUUCUAAAUCCAUAAGGAAACCCCCAAAAUGUUUCGUUUAUGACUAUAUGAAUUUAUCUCAGGAAGUGAAGGAUUUGGGUAUGAGAAUUGAUUGUUGUUUUGAUAUUGGAUUAGAUUUGAGGCGUAAAAUAUUGAAGUGGUUUGGAGGUAACUCGGAUUUGCUUAAACAAUUUAAAGGUUAUAGUAACGACACGUUUUUGGAAGAAAUAAUGAAGCUAACACAAUCAAAUGCGUUUGAAUUUGAUGGCUGGUUACUUCGUCUUGAACUAUUUGUCCAAGUGUAUGAACCUAAUGCUGAGUUACUUCGUCUUGGAUCGUCUUUCCAAGCGUAUGAACUGAAUACCAAGCUGCUUCAUCCUGAGUUGAGCCGUCAGGCGUCUGAACUUGAUGGCUGGUUACUUCGUCUUGAACUAUUUGUCCAAGUGUAUGAACCGGCUGCUGUGUUGCUUCUACCUGAACUGUUUUGCCAGGCGUGUGAAUUUGACGGCUGGUUACUUCGUCUUGAACUAUUUGUCCAAGUGUAUGAACCUAAUGCUGAGUUACUUCGUCUUGGAUCGUCUUUCCAAGCGUAUGAACUGAAUACCAAGCUGCUUCAUCCUGAGUUGAGCCGUCAGGCGUCUGAACUUGAUGGCUGGUUACUUCGUCUUGAACUAUUUGUCCAAGUGUAUGAACCGACUGCUUUGUUGCUUCUACCUGAACUGUUUUUCCAGGCGUGUGAAUUUGAUGGCUGGUUACUUCGUCUUGAACUAUUUGGAUUUUCUGUUUUUGAACCUAAUGCUGAGUUACUUCGUCUUGGAUCGUCUUUCCAAGCGUAUGAACUGAAUACCAAGCUGCUUCAUCCUGAGUUAAGCCGUCAGGCGUCUGAACUUGAUGGCUGGUUACUUCGUCUUGAACUAUUUGUCCAAGUGUAUGAACCGACUGCUGUGUUGCUUCUACCUGAACUGUUUUGCCAGGCGUGUGAAUUUGAUGGCUGGUUACUUCGUCUUGAACUAUUUGGAUUUUCUGUUUUUGAACCUAAUGCUGAGUUACUUCGUCUUGGAUCGUCUUUCCAAGCGUAUGAACUGAAUACCAAGCUGCUUCAUCCUGAGUUAAGCCGUCAGGCGUCUGAACUUGAUGGCUGGUUACUUCGUCUUGAACUAUUUGUCCAAGUGUAUGAACCGACUGCUGUGUUGCUUCUAACUGAACUGUUUUGCCAGGCGUGUGAAUUUGAUGGCUGGUUACUUCGUCUUGAACUAUUUGGAUUUUCUGUUUUUGAACCUAAUUCUGAGUUACUUCAUCUUGGAUCGUCUUUCCAAGCGUAUGAACUGAAUACCAAGCUGUUUCAUCCUGAGUUAAGCCGUCAGGCGUCUGAACUUGAUGGCUGGUUACUUCGUCUUGAACUAUUUGUCCAAGUGUAUGAACCGACUGCUGUGUUGCUUCUACCUGAAUUGUUUUGCCAGGCCGUGGGUCAAGACCAGAGAGCUACAGGUACACCUGGGGCAACAGAGCACUCACAGGCGGGGUCGGGGCAAGGGCAGCACGUCACGGAAGUUCUCAGCUUAAUCUUACCGGCGCUAUAUCUUGGGUGCGCGAUAUGGUGGGACUGUCUAGCACAGAGACCCCCAAGCAUCCCUGAGUUACAGCAGCUGGCGGAGGCAACGCAAAUCGGGGAACCGGCAAGUUCUUCCGCAGAAGUCAGGCAGCUAGUAGACCACCUCAGUGAGCAAGCCAGGGAGGUGGCCAGUGAAGCUUCAAUGGAAAGAACACCCAGAGCUCUUGCAAUGUGGAUGGCUGGGCUAACGCUAGCAUUCGCUAUCUCAUGGUAA
This is a messenger RNA of Vicia faba (fava bean), 1914 nucleotides long. Lineage: Eukaryota; Viridiplantae; Streptophyta; Magnoliopsida; Fabales; Fabaceae. The record is from the annotation of a GenBank genome assembly.